CUCACGCAUCCUCACCUUCACCGUCACCGCCAACAAACCCGUCCAAGAGCAAAAAGGGCAAACAAAAUGGGCAUAACCAAAAUGGGCAUAACCAAAAUGGCAAGUGACCUUCCACCUCCAGCAUCCGGUGAGAUCCAACCGGACCCAAAGUACCCUCCUCCCAAGGGCACCGCGCCUCCCGAAGAACCCCCCAUAGCAUCCGAACCACCAAAGCCGCAACCACAACAACCGCAACAACCGCAGCAGCAUCAACCACAGGCCCCGGUAACUGGCGGCGCCCCGGGACUCUACAUAAACACGGUGCCCCUUCAAUCGCUGACGCGCUCCCCGGCGCCGGUCCAGUGCCCGGUAUGCAACGCACGUGGGUUGACCGUGGUUACCUACGAGAUCGGAAACACAACGCAUCUGGCCGCACUCCUCCUCUGUUUCGUGACGAGUCUGGGGUGCAUCCCGUACAUGUUCAAUGCGUUUAAGGACGUUGCACACAGUUGUGCGAGUUGCAGGACUAUGCUUGCUGUCUGGCAUCGGAGUGGGUCGCCGGGCGCUGUGGAGGUGCUUGUUCACCCGAUGGCGUCUGUGCAGCAGGUGCCUGUGAAGGGAGGGGUCAAGUAGAACUCACUAAUGCGGGGUGGUCGUUUUGAUGUUCGCUUUUCGUUCUUACAACUUACUACUUUCUUUCUGUCUUUAUUCUCUUUAAUUUCACUUCUGGCAUGAUUUCCCUCUCUAGGCGGCGGAUGUGCGGUAUCAUACUAGCAAGGUCAACUUGGGAUUGGCUUCACGGUGGGGGCUAGGGCGUGUUAGUGGGGUACGGUGCUCUUUGUCGAGGGUUUGGCGUUUUUAACUGGGGCUUUAGGAGCGAACUGAUGUUAUUUCUUUUGUCAUCACCCGGCGUUCCUUCUUUCGUA
Tuber melanosporum (Perigord truffle) is the source of this 905-nucleotide messenger RNA. RefSeq lists its product as uncharacterized. Lineage: Eukaryota; Fungi; Ascomycota; Pezizomycetes; Pezizales; Tuberaceae. The coding region runs from base 67 to 612 and encodes 181 amino acids. The transcript is spliced from 2 exons. Gene Ontology annotation, molecular function: zinc ion binding. The record is from RefSeq and is a predicted model, not a curated record.